Molecule: messenger RNA, 1057 nt
Organism: Aphanomyces astaci
Lineage: Eukaryota; Oomycota; Saprolegniomycetes; Saprolegniales; Verrucalvaceae
Exons: 4
Coding region: 54-833 (259 amino acids)
Biological process (GO): vesicle-mediated transport; protein secretion
Cellular component (GO): Golgi membrane
Source: RefSeq, a predicted model, not a curated record
CGGGCAGCAAAAUUCUCGGAAGUGCUGCAAAAGACUGACCGUUGGCAAGAAGCAUGGGAGACAAGAGCAAGAAACUCGAGUUCAUUGAUGUAUCAGCCGAGCCUCAUGACUCCCCAGUGACAUCUCCUCGCUCCAGGGCCGCCACGGCCUCGUCUUCGGUUGAAAACUCCCCACGCGCUGUACCGGCGUCUGCUGGCCUGUUGUCGGGGGUGACCGAGUCGGUCCGCAAAGCCAAGCAUCCCGUGGCAGCCUCGUUCCAUUUGCUCUUCAAACUCCUCGCGCUCGGCGUGUACAUUUUGGGUGGGUUUGUCUCGAACAGCUUUGUGUUUAUCUUUGUCAUCUGCGUGUUGCUACUCGCGUUUGACUUCUGGACAGUCAAAAACGUGUCGGGCCGACUCCUCGUCGGGCUGCGGUGGUGGAAUCGCAUCAACGAAGACGGGUCCAACGAGUGGGUAUUCGAGUCGCUCGAGGACAUGUCCGAGAUCGACCCCCUCGACGCCAAGAUCUUCUGGACGGCCCUCUACGGCGCGCCGGGCGUCUGGACGCUAUUCCUCCUCGUGGCCGUGCUCAAGUUCAACGUGGAAUGGGCGCUCAUCGCCAUCGUGGCCCUGACGCUGUCGGGCGCGAACGUGGUCGGGUACACGAAAUGCAGCAAAGACGCCAAGUCCAAGAUGCACUCGAUGAUGACCACCGGCGCGCUGGAAGCGUUGCACUCGUCCGCGGGCGCGUCGAUCCUGUCGACGAUCACGAACCUCGCCUUCUCAAAUGCCGCCAAUGGCAGCGGUCGGUCGUCUUCGCGACAGCAACCGGCGCACCCCAGUGUCGUCGUGUAGUUUUCUCGCGUAUAAAUACAUGGACGAGAACGAUGGUUGCACUGUGUUUGUGUACGUACUAAGCGAUCGUCACACUGUAUACUACUAGUAUACUCACAUGAUUCGACAAUAACAAUAUGGUAUGAUCAACAUUAUACACUUGGUAUUAGUAACUAUUAAAAUAGUUACUUCACUUGUUUACACUUGGUAUGAAUAAUGUAUUAGAAUAGUUACUAUAAUAAUAC